UCCCACUGGUUCCUCGUUACCGUAAUUUAUCAGGGAGCAUCGACCAAUCAACGCACCUGGGUGAACAUGAGUUGAGCGUGUGCCAAACUUCCGAGGACGCGCGCAGUCAGAAUCAACAGACUGAUGAAUCGACGGAACCUGUAGCUCAGACUCAUAGCCCAAUUAAUUCACGGGGAGCUCCAGCGCUACAGAAUGCAUCAAUACGCCAGCCAAGACAAGAUUCCUGGUGGGGGUGUUGGGCUAGCGGCCCCCCAGGAUGGCCAAAGUUCUUGUCAGUUCUUCUCAGAUGGCCGGAGGAAGGUGGACUAUGUUCUGGUGUUCUACCAACGCAAACAGAUCUCUGUGAGGGGCAGCGACCGGCUGCACCGUCUCUCCGCCCCUCCACACCCUCCUCAUCGCCUCUCUGUCAUCUCCAAUGGUAGCUCCACCCUCUCCGGCCCUGUGGGGGGUUUGGGAUGUGCAGCCGGGCAGCGGAGUGCGGGGGACGGGGAGGUGUGUGUGGACCUGGCGGUGGAGGUGGAAUUAGAGGCGGACCCAGCUGAAGGAGAGAUGGUGCUGAUCAGGGAGGAGUUUGAGGCCAGGCUACUGGAGGCGGGGCUUGAGAUGGAGAGAGACACCGAGGUCAGGGUCUACGGGCCCAGCUUCACGAGACUCCAUGUCCCCUGGCAGGUCCUGAGCAGAGAGGCAGAGUUCCUCAAGAUCAAAAUCCCCACUAAGAAGAGCUAUGAUCUGAAGCAGGAGAAUGGGUUCAGUGCCAGCCUCAGUGAGUUCUGGAGGAAGGUGAACCAGCCGUUCCAACCCAACAUCCCCCAGCUAGGCCACAGCACCACCAAGCAGCUCUCACACUGCUUCUCCAGGGACAAACUACACUUAUUUAACAUCACCUCUAAAGACACGUUCUUUGACAACGCAACACGCAGUCGAAUAGUGUACGAGAUCCUGAGACGCACUGCCUGCACACGCACCAGCCAAUCCAUGGGCAUCACCACAUUAAUAGCUAAAGGUGUCUAUGAUUCAGCCUUCCCUCUCCAUGAUGGGGAUUAUAAGGUUGUGGGUCACUCAGAGAGGAAUGACAGACAGCUGCUGCAUGAUGAGUGGGCCAGAUAUGGAGCCUUCUACAAAUACCAACCUGUGGACCUCAUCAGGAAGUACUUUGGGGAGAAGAUUGGUCUGUACUUCGCCUGGCUGGGCGUCUACACUCAGCUGCUCAUACCAGCCUCUAUGGUUGGGAUUAUCGUCUUCUGCUACGGCUGUUACACUGUGGAUAUGGACGUACCCAGCCUGGAGAUGUGUGAUAAGCAGCAGAACUUCACUAUGUGUCCUCUGUGUGACGGAGUGUGUGACUACUGGCACCUGUCCACCGCCUGUGGCACCGCCCGCGCAUCCCACCUGUUCGACAACCCUGCCACCGUCUUCUUCGCUAUCUUCAUGUCCCUCUGGGUUGCGACGUUCCUGGAGCACUGGAAGCGUCGUCAGAUCAGUUUGAACCACAGCUGGGACCUCACAGGACUAGAGGAAGAGGAGGACCACCCGAGGCCCAAGUAUGAAACCGUCCUGCUCCAGAAGAGACAGAUGAUGAGGAACAAGGAGAAGAAGAACGAGAAAAAGAAGAAGAAGAAGAAGAUUGAGCCUGUGCAGCGGGAGGAGGACGUGGCGGCAGGGAAAGACAGGUGGAGACAGAAGUUACUGUCUGCUAUGAACACUGGGACAUCGACAGGUGUGGAGAAGCUGACCUGGAGGGACCGUCUACCUGGAUACCUCAUCAACAUCUCCUCCAUCCUCUUUAUGUUUGGGCUGACGUUCUCUGCAGUUUUCGGUGUGAUCGUGUAUCGUAUUGUCGUUUCCGCUCUAAUGGCGAUGUCACCUGACCCAGAGACCAAGUCUAACGUGCGUGUCACCGUCACGGCAACCGCUGUCAUCAUCAACCUGGUGGUCAUUCUGAUACUGGAUGAGAUCUACGGAGCUGUGGCCGUCUGGCUCACUGAGCUGGAGAUUCCAAGGACAGAGAGUAACUUUGAGCAGCAUCUGAUUCUGAAGGCUUUUCUACUGAAGUUCAUGAACGCCUACGCCCCCAUAUUCUAUGUAGCUUUCUUUAAGGGACGGUUUGCAGGCAGGCCGGGAGACUACGUCUAUGUUUUUAAUGACUACCGGAUGGAGGAGUGUGCCCCUGGAGGUUGUUUAAUAGAGUUAUGUAUUCAGCUCAGCAUCAUCAUGGUGGGGAAACAACUCAUUCAGAACAAUGUCUUUGAGAUUGGUAUCCCUAAGUUGAAGAAGUUGAUCCGAGCAUGGAAGGGUAAGGGGAUUUCAUUGGAGGAGAGAGAGGAGCAGCGUGCCAGACCUCCUCAACAGUGGAACCUCGACUACACCCUGGUCCCCUUUGAAGGACUGACCCCCGAGUACAUGGAGAUGAUUAUCCAGUUUGGUUUUGUUUCUCUGUUUGUCGCGUCGUUCCCUCUGGCUCCUCUCUUCGCUCUUCUCAACAACGUGAUCGAGAUCCGCCUCGAUGCCAAGAAGUUUGUCACCGAGCUGCGACGACCGGACGCUGUCCAAGCCAAAGACAUCGGAAUCUGGUACAACAUCCUGAGUGGAAUGGGAAAGUUCUCUGUCAUUAUAAAUGCGUUUGUGAUCUCGUUUACCUCAGACUUCAUUCCCAGGCUGGUGUACCAGUACAUGUACAGUCAGACAGGCACCAUGCACGGCUUCAUAGACCACACCCUCUCUCACUUCAACGUGUCCAACUUCAGACCCGGCAACGCCCCCACCUCCUCAUACCUCCCUGAGACCACCGUCUGCAGGUUAGUGCCACAUACACCCAGUCUUUCAUUGAAGCCUCUGUGCAGAGCGCUGUGGCUGGCCCAGAUGAUGUUUAACGAGUGGCUGGCCCAGAUGAUGUUUAACGAGUGGCUGGCCCAGAUGAUGUUUAACGAGUGGCUGGCCCAGUUGUCUUGA
This is a messenger RNA of Oncorhynchus kisutch (coho salmon), 2949 nucleotides long. Its product is annotated as anoctamin-1. Gene Ontology annotation, cellular component: plasma membrane. The transcript is spliced from 26 exons. Bases 193 to 2949 code for a protein of 918 amino acids. Gene Ontology annotation, molecular function: intracellularly calcium-gated chloride channel activity; protein dimerization activity. Gene Ontology annotation, biological process: chloride transmembrane transport. Lineage: Eukaryota; Metazoa; Chordata; Actinopteri; Salmoniformes; Salmonidae. The record is from RefSeq and is a predicted model, not a curated record.